Messenger RNA from Colletotrichum lupini, 1047 nucleotides. Its product is annotated as EB1-like domain-containing protein. Gene Ontology annotation, molecular function: microtubule plus-end binding. Bases 1 to 1047 code for a protein of 348 amino acids. Gene Ontology annotation, cellular component: microtubule plus-end; cytoplasmic microtubule; spindle midzone. Gene Ontology annotation, biological process: regulation of microtubule polymerization or depolymerization; protein localization to microtubule plus-end; spindle assembly. The transcript has 4 exons. NCBI's taxonomy places the organism in Eukaryota, Fungi, Ascomycota, Sordariomycetes, Glomerellales, Glomerellaceae. The record is from RefSeq and is a predicted model, not a curated record.
AUGGUUGAUUGGGCGACCAUUUUAUUGGCAACAAUUUUGGCAGCCUUCACGCCGGGCGCCGACAAAGCAACGAGAUUUAAUUUCUGCCCUGUUGCUCUACAACUUGUAUUUUUGGUCCUAACCAAUCUCGGCACCUUGCUACUUUCCACACGUCUCCUUCUCGACUUCUUCGACCACCAACACCCACUACUACCAACCGCGUCUCUGCUUCUCUCGAGCGUCCUUGCGAAUUUCCUUUUGACAUCCAUCCCGAGCGCGUUUUCCCGAUUGUCAACACAGUUCCGGCCGCAGAGGCAAACACACACAUACAAAAUGGGCGAAUCCAGACAAGAACUCAUCCAGUGGCUGAACCAGCUUCUCUCUCUCAACAUCACAAAGGUCGAGCAAUGCGGUACCGGUGCAGCUCUCUGCCAGGUGUUUGACAGCAUCUUCAUGGAUAUCCCCAUGUCUAGAGUCAAGUUCAACGUCAACAGCGAAUAUGCAUACAUUCAGAACUUCAAGGUGCUGCAGAACUGCUUCCACAAGCACCAGGUCGACAAGCCCAUCCCCGUCGAAGCGUUGGUCAAGUGCAAGAUGCAGGACAACCUCGAGUUCCUGCAAUGGACCAAGAAGUUCUGGGACCUGAACUUCCCCGAUCAGGAGUACGACGCCGUCUCCCGGCGAAAGGGCGCCCCCGUGCCCUCUGGCGGUGGUCCUGCUCCUCGUGCCGCGUCCGGUACCGGUGCGUCUGCCGCCAGACGGGGCGGUACCACACCCCUCGGCGGUGCACGCGUUCCCAAGGCGGCAGGCCCCGGCACAGCUGCCCUGCAGCAAGAGAACGCCACUCUCAAGGAGACGGUCGUCGGCCUUGAGCGCGAGCGUGACUUCUACUUCAGCAAGCUCCGCGAUAUCGAGCUCCUGGUGCAGCAGGCCGUGGAGGAGGACCCUGAGCUUGAGAAGCAGGAGGACGGCCUCGUCAAGCAGAUCCAGACUAUCCUGUACUCGACGGAGGAGGGAUUCGAGAUCCCGGCUGAGGGCGAGGCUGUCGACGACCAGGAGACCUUCUAA